UUCUCUCUCUUAAAAAGGAAAAAGGAAGAGAGACUCUCCUCCUCCAUUCCCUCUCUCUCUCUCUCUCUCCGCCUCUCUCUUUCUCUCUCUAGAAAAAAGGAGAAAUCGAAAUCACUCCAUUCCCCCAAAUCUGAAAAAUGGCGACCCCCCGUGAGGAGAACGUGUACAUGGCGAAGCUCGCCGAGCAGGCGGAGCGCUACGAGGAGAUGGUGGAGUUCAUGGAGAAGGUCGUCGGCGCCAUCGACGGCGACGAGCUCUCCGUCGAGGAGCGAAACCUCCUCUCCGUCGCCUACAAAAAUGUCAUCGGAGCCAGACGCGCCUCCUGGAGGAUCAUCUCCUCGAUCGAGCAGAAGGAGGAGAGCCGCGGCAACGAGAGCCACGUGUCCUCCAUCAAGACCUACAGAUCUAAGAUCGAGACGGAGCUCUCCGGCAUCUGCGACGGCAUUCUCAAGCUCCUCGACUCCAAGCUCAUCGGAUCCGCCGCCGGCGGCGACUCCAAGGUGUUUUACCUGAAGAUGAAGGGCGAUUACCACCGUUAUUUGGCUGAGUUCAAGACCGGCGCUGAGAGGAAGGAGGCCGCCGAGAACACUCUCUCCGCCUACAAGGCUGCUCAGGACAUUGCUAAUGCUGACCUGGCCCCAACUCAUCCAAUUCGUCUUGGCCUGGCACUCAAUUUCUCAGUCUUUUACUAUGAGAUCUUGAAUUCUCCCGACCGUGCUUGCAAUCUUGCCAAACAGGCUUUUGAUGAGGCAAUUGCUGAGCUGGACACUCUUGGAGAGGAAUCGUACAAGGAUAGCACUCUUAUCAUGCAGCUUCUCCGUGACAACCUCACCUUGUGGACCUCCGAUAUGCAGGAUGAUAAUUCGGAGGAAAUCAAAGAAGCAGCCAAGCCGGAUAACGAGUAGUAACAUUUUCGUGUUUUAGGGUUUGGUUGUUUUGCUUUUACUCUAUCUCUACAAUAUUAUUUACUUUUAAGUCAAGAAUUUGCUGCUUCCUUAGCAUGUAGUUACGAUUUUUAGUCUAUCUACUUAUUUGGUGACCUCCGAUUUUAGAUGUCUUUUUAUCUCCCCCAUCUCUUUUCCGAUUUCCCUUGAGACUGAUUGAUGAUUAUGUGUUAAAGUUUCGGUUUAUAAUUGAUAUUUAUUUUUUAUCUUC
Molecule: messenger RNA, 1155 nt
Organism: Erythranthe guttata (spotted monkey flower)
Lineage: Eukaryota; Viridiplantae; Streptophyta; Magnoliopsida; Lamiales; Phrymaceae
Product: 14-3-3-like protein 16R
Source: RefSeq, a predicted model, not a curated record